Microthlaspi erraticum is the source of this 1494-nucleotide messenger RNA. NCBI's taxonomy places the organism in Eukaryota, Viridiplantae, Streptophyta, Magnoliopsida, Brassicales, Brassicaceae. The record is from the annotation of a GenBank genome assembly.
AUGUUCGAUGGUCGGAACUCAUCCUUCUCUUCUCGCGGAGACGGCAGGCAUACCCCAGAGCACGAGCUUGCCGUACGUGGAACGAAUGCUUCAUCAUCGGACCAGGGGACUCGUAGGGGCAAGAAGAAUAGGGCAUCAGACAUUAAAGUGAUGAAGGAAAGAUUCGCAAAACUACUGCUUGGAGAGGACAUGUCAGGCGGUAAGGAAGGGGUGACCUCUGCGUUAGCUUUGUCAAAUGCCAUCACCAACCUCGCUGGUUCGAUGUUUGGGGAUCAGAUGAAACUGCAGCCUAUGUAUCCGGAGACAAAGGAGAUUUGGAGGAAAGAAAUGGAUUGGUUAUUAUCUGUAAUUGAUCACAUUGUCCAGUUUGUUCCAUCUAAACAAAUGGGAAAAAAUGGCGCAAUCACUGAGAUCAUGGUGACAAAACAAAGAGAUGAUUUGCUGAUACACAUUCCAGCCUUACGCAAGCUUGACUCGGUUCUUCUCGAGACUUUGGACAACUUCAAGGACCAGAAAGACUUUUGGUAUGUCCCAAGAGACGUUGAGGAUACAGAGAGCAAUGGUGGUGACUGGAGGAGGGAUGAGAGCUGGUGGUUACCGGUUGUUAAGGUUCCAUCAGAUGGUUUGUCUGAGGAAUCACGUAGACUGUUGCAUACUCAGAAAGAUUCUGUGGCACAAGUCCUUAAAGCCGCCACAGCUAUCAAUGCUCUAAUACUGUCUGAAAUGCACAUUCCUGACAUUUACAUUGACUCUCUUCCAAAGAAUGGGAAGACAAGCCUUGGUGAUUUCCUUUACAAGAGCAUAACGGAGGAAUACUUUGAUCCUGACUACUUCCUUUCUUGCUUGGACUUAUCAACGGAACACAAAGUUCUUGACCUAAAGAACAGGAUUGAAGCUUCCAUGGUGAUCUGGAAAAGGAAGAUGAACCAGAAAGAGAAGGACGGUAAAUCGCAGUGGGGAUCCUCUGUUAGCUUAGAGAAGAGAGAGCUUUUCGAGGUCCGAGCUGAGACCAUUCUGGUUAUGCUCAAACAACAGUUCCCUGGUAUCCCACAAUCCUCACUUGAAGUCUCCAAGAUCAAAAACAACAAGGACGUGGGACAGGCGAUACUGGAGAGCUAUUCAAGGGUGUUAGAAAGCUUGGCGUGGAAGAUAAUGUCAAGAGUAGAGGAUGUUCUUGAAGCUGACCAGCUAGCUCAAAGACAACUUGUGGGAGAGGCAGAGGGAAGAUCAGAGAGCGAGGCGGAAUCAGAAUAUGAAGAAACAGAGAAGGUGGUUGGAGCGGAAACGCCGAACUCGAGGAAACUAUCAGACUUCAUUGGAUGGAGAUUGUCAUCAGAUACAAAGAAGCAUAGUUCGAUGGGUGAUAUAGAAUUCUUCCACAGAGCUGAGCAGGAGAAGCCAACGAUGAUGAUGAAGUCUCCAAGAGCUAUACCCAAGAAACUUUCGUAUCUAGCAAAGUUAGAGAACAUGAGAAGCCCAAGUGAGAGACACUGA